Molecule: messenger RNA, 559 nt
Organism: Arachis duranensis
Lineage: Eukaryota; Viridiplantae; Streptophyta; Magnoliopsida; Fabales; Fabaceae
Product: thymidine kinase a-like
Exons: 3
Coding region: 82-462 (126 amino acids)
Biological process (GO): thymidine metabolic process
Molecular function (GO): ATP binding; thymidine kinase activity
Source: RefSeq, a predicted model, not a curated record
UCCUCUUUAUGUUGUGAAGAAACUUGGCUAUGUUAAAAUCAAGCAAGGAUACAAGAUAUGCCAUUGACUCGGUUGUGACACAUGAAUGAAAAAUAUGGUCAUGAUGCUUAUCGAAAGUUGGAUGUGAUUGGUAUAGAUGAGUUCUGCUGCAAGGCUGCUGAUGAAGAUGGUAAAAUUGUGAUUGUUGCUGGCCUGGAUGGUGAUUACUUGAGGAAAAGCUUUGGUUCUGUGCUUCACAUAAUACCGCUUGCUGAUACUGAAUUAUGCUGCAAGCGUGCUUUCUUCACUCUCAGGAAGACACAAGAGACACAAACUGAACUGAUUGCUGGUUCUGAUGUCUACAUGCCAGUGUGCCGAUAUCACUAUAUUAACAGUGAAGUUGUCACUGAAACUUCAAAGAAUGUGUUGGAAUCUGUCAAACGCAACAAUGAUUCACUUCUUGAUGUAGCCACAAGGUUUUAGUGUGGAGAUACUUAAAACUUUCCCUAAAAUGAUUUUUGGAGCAUAUUGUCUACUGCUAUUGGUUAAUUCAACAAGUUAUCUUGGAAUUUUGGUUGUC